AUGAAUUCCAGAAUAUACAGUGUCCUGAUUUCAUUCUGGUUACGUUUACUCUUUCAUUGGACAGGUGGUGCUACAGAAGAAAGUCAGUUCUUUAUUUAUUUUCUGUUUCCCACGUAAUUAUAGAAGUAAAAUUCCACUUUGUUUACAAAUACGAAAUGUUUAGGAUUCUUUGCAUCUAAAGGAUUCCUGGCUCAUAGGACAAUUCAGACGUUUCAAAGAUAUUGCACCUGUAACACGUCUUAUUCUUGCUCCUGCUGUCAAAGUGUCAUCAUUUUAUACACCAAAGCAGAAAAAAAUCUCUGCACUAAUUUUACUUAUCAAAGAAAUGGAUUAAACAUCGAUAUGACGUUGAACUCCGAUAUAUUAAGAGCACGUACAAUCACAGACUACAAGCCAUUCAAGUUUUGCAGUAAUAUACCAAGAUGUUAUUUUUCAACUGCAUGCGUAAAUCUACUGGAACUCAAUAAAUUUUCCAGAUCGAUCACUGCUUGUCUUCGGUUGGAUAUCUUCUCUAAAAAAAGACUGUGGCAAUUGAAUUACGACUGUGUCAGCAUAUCAACGGAGUUACCUACAAUACCAAGUAACGGAACAAUGUCAACAAUGAAUGGAACUAAAGAAAUGGGAAUGACAUCAGCUAUGACCGUUCAAAUGACGAUGACUACAGUGAUGACAACUGCGGUGGAAACUGAAGAGACUACAUCGACAGAUGUAGAAGUGAUAACAGGAAGUCAACCAACAACAGUGUAUACUUUCAAAACAAAAAAGUACACAUACCCGAGAAACUUCUCAUGACACUUUUCAUUGCGUUAGCCAUCAUGGAGAAAAUUCCACCGGAGCUAUUAUUAUCGGUACUGUUACUUGAAGUAUUUGAAUCUCUAUUAACAGACCUGUUCAAUUCAUGUGGCGAUGAUUUCUUUAAACCAGAAUUUAUUAGAUCGGAUGUUGUCUUCUUAGGAUUAUUCUCCACGACUACCAUCAACACUACUCGCGAAGAAUCAUCCGAUUGUUGUUCGUUGUCGUUCAGACUGCCGCUGUUCGGCUUAUAA
Messenger RNA from Heterotrigona itama, 1046 nucleotides. Lineage: Eukaryota; Metazoa; Arthropoda; Insecta; Hymenoptera; Apidae. The record is from the annotation of a GenBank genome assembly.